This is a messenger RNA of Zootoca vivipara (common lizard), 3700 nucleotides long. RefSeq names its product post-GPI attachment to proteins 6 (gene PGAP6). Lineage: Eukaryota; Metazoa; Chordata; Lepidosauria; Squamata; Lacertidae. The record is from RefSeq and is a predicted model, not a curated record. Gene Ontology annotation, cellular component: membrane.
CCGGGGCCUCGGCGGGCGAUGGCGACGCAGGAGGGCGAGAAGGCAGGCGCUCCGGGCUGAGGCGCGCCUGCUGCUGCCGGCUUCCCCUGGCCCCGGGGGCCGCCGCCGCCACGGCUCCGAUGGCGUCCGGCCCGCUCGUGCUGGCGCUGCUGGUGCUCCUGGCCCCCGCCGCCCCCUCGCCCGCCAAGGAGACGCGGAGCAGCAACGGCGGCGGCCCCGACGACCGGUCCUUAGUGGCGGAGUAUUUCGUCCAGGGUGCCCAGAAACUCUCCUUCUACAGCUGGUAUGCCAAUGCCAGGCUCUUCCGCUUCCGCGUGCCAGAGGAUACCGUCCAGCUGCGCUGGCUCCUUCAGGCGGCCCAGGGAAGGGGUCCCGACUGCGGCAGCACAAACGUCACCAUCCACUUCCGCCAUGGUGCCCCUCCUGUUAUCAACCCCCUGGGCACGCAGUUCCCAGCCAACACAAGCGUCCGCCUCGCCUACAAUCUGACCACGACUCUGGCCACUCUGGUGCAGAACACCACCUUUGUCAAUGUCACAGGGCCUGCCGCAGGCGACUGGUUCAUGGUGGCCCACCUGCCCAAGGCUGCAGAGAGGAUUGAGGUGAAGGGCAUCUCAACGCCAUGCACCUACAGUUUCCAGCCGGACAUGUUUGUGCUGCGCGUCAUCGACACGCUGAUUCUUGAGCCCGACACUCCUGUGCAGCAGUCCAUUGCCCAGCCCGCCAGGCCCCUUCAUGCCAAGGUCUUUGUCCCCGGCUACAGUGCCGUGCUGCACUUUGAGCUGAGCGGCUGCAAGGUGAACACUUCCAGCCCCUGCGCCCUCCGUGUCACGCUGGGCUCUGCCACGCUGCCUUUGCGCUCCCAGAAGGUGCUCAACUGCUCCGGGGACUGCAGCGGCGUCCUCGCUUCGCCACCGUGGGAGAAGUGGCUGCCCAUCACGGUGGAAAGCCUCAGCGGCCCUGGGACCAAGGUCUCCUUUCAGCUGAAGGCCUCCUUCACAGUAUGCCAGCCUGACAGGGCCAGCUCCUUCCUCAGCUUCUACCAGAGCCUGAACCGGAGCCAGGAGGCACCUUUGCCAGGAGGAAGCCCCAACGCCACCCUUGGCCAAAGCAGCCCCUGCCUGCGCAACCAGCCUGUCAUCCGCGAAGACCUGGACGUGGUGUCUCUGCAUUUCCGUGUCCUUGGGGACGUUGGUGUGCCUGUCCAGGCCGAGCCCCCGGCUUUGCUUCUCUUCAACCUGAACUCGGGCAUGGACAGCGGGGGGACGCUGGUGCUGAAUCUGGCCCUUAACCAGACUGACUGGAGCCUUGGGAAUGCCUCGGUGUGGGCCUGCUUGAGUGCCAGCUCCCCUGUGCUCUCUGCGAACGCCACGAGGGGCUGCCACACAGCUUUCUCCCAAGGCUACCCGCUGAACGUGUCCACCUCUUCUCCAGAUGCUACACUCAUCAUCCCGUACCCAGAAACGGACAACUGGUUCCUGUCCCUGCAGCUCCUCUGUCCGGAGGCUGUGGGGGAAUGUGACAAAGCCAAAGCCCGGGUGUCUAUUGUGACCUACCUCAGCCCCUGCUUCGAUAACUGUGGGACGUAUGGGCAGUGUAGCCUCCUGGGACGCAGUUACCCUUAUGCCGGGUGCAGCUGCAAAGCGGGCUGGAGUGGCUGGAGCUGCACGGAAGACACCAAGGCCCAGCCUGUCGGCACACAGAUCCUGGCCACGCUCCUGCUGACGCUCAGCAACCUCUUCUUCCUGCCGGCGAUCGCUGUUGCACUUUACCACUACCACUUGGUGGAAGCCUCCGUUUACACCUUCAACAUGUUCUUCUCCACCUUCUACCAUGCCUGUGACCAGCCCGGCGUUGCAGUGAUGUGCAUCAUGGAUUAUGACACACUGCAGUUCUGCGACUUCUUUGGCUCUGUGGUCUCCAUCUGGGUGACCGUCCUGUGCAUGGCUCGACUGGAGAAGACCCUGAAAUAUGUCCUCUGUGUGAUGGGGACCCUGUUCAUCGCCAUGUCACUGCAGCUGGACCGCCGAGGGGUUUGGAACAUGAUGGGGCCCUGCCUUGUUGCCCUCCUCAUCAUGAUUGCCGCUUGGGUUCACCGUGGCGUGACACGGCGCGACUGCUACCCGCCCUCCUGGAAGCGCUGGGCUUUCUUCCUCUGCCCUGGGAUCACCCUGGCUGUGGUGGCAAUUCUGGUUUAUGCCUUCAUUCAGACCAAAGAGAACUAUUUCUACACCCACAGCAUCUGGCACAUCCUGGUGGCCUCCAGUGUGGCCUUCCUCCUCCCACCCGGAGACAAGCUCCAGAAUCCGUGGGACUGGCCCCGCAAGCUGCUCUGCCGCUACCAGAUUUGCAAGAACGACCGCGAGGAGCUCUAUGCGGUGACGUGACGGACUGAGAGGGGGCGGGCUCUCAUGAGGCGAGGCUCUGGCCCCAAGUGUCUCCCUCCACGCUUCCGGGUCGGGGCCACCCAUCCUGCAGGAGAGACCAUCACGCUGGCUGGGUGAAGAACAGGGAGCUGCGAGGGUCCACAAGACAGACAGCUCACUGGUCUUCAUCCUAACCUGAGAGGUCGCUCCCUCAUGGAGCAGGUCUCUCCUCCAGUGGAACCAGCAGCGCUUUCUGGAGCCUUCAGGUGCAUCACCGCAGCCUGCUUUCAUUGAAUCUGCGUGGCUGGGAACUGGGAAGCAGGCAGUCCUGCAAUGCUGGGAGUGGGGCUGGAGUGACAACGAGAGUCCAGUGUUUGUAGCGUGGUGGGCGAUCCCAAGACAGGAGGCUGGUGUGCAGCUCUUGGCACCCUCACUCCAGUUAGUGUGGGUUGCUCAAACCCAGGAAGGGUGUGUGAAUGAAUGAAUGCCUGGGACAGGAGGAGAGGCGUCCUUGCUGGCCAUGGUUGGAGGUACCAUGUAUUGCUCAGGGAGGUGCCAAGUUUCUCUGUCCUGAACUAAAAAGCUGAGCUGGAGCAGCCCAGUUCUGUUCCCCUGCCUGUGGGUGCCAAGCGAGCUCUGCCGCUCACUGCCAGGCCUGACUUGGUCAUGUGAUAUUGCUGAAUGAAAACCUCAUGGCACUGUUGCCAUUCAGCGGUGCGCAUCCACCAGCCAGGUGGUUUAAGAUUCUUCAACUGCUGGUGGGCUUUGGACUUGGGUGCAAGCAGGGGGAUCCUGUUCUUGCAUCUUUCUCUCCCCCACUUUGGGGCUGUUCCCCGUUUUGGGGGAGCCACAAUGAAUGUAAAAGCCCUCAGCCAAAUGACUGAGCUCUUUGCAGUCCAGGAGCUCUUAGUCCUCGUGGGCAGGCAAGAGCCCAGCACUGUUUGCUCACCCGUCUUCUGGCUCUUGCAGCUGGCACUGCUGGGCCAGGAUGAGACCCUUUUGCAAAUGCAGACACAAGUGGAAGAGCCAGGAACUCCAGAGUGUUCUUUUAGCGCAAUAACACACACUCCUGUUUCAAGGUCCUUAAUUUGGGGUGUUUAUUUAUUUUUUCUUCCCCGUAGUCACUGCAGGGGAUGGAAGGGACACUAAUCUUAAAUGGGAAAAUGGUUAUUUUGUUGAUUACCUCAGGAAGAACUUCAGCAACUGCAGUUCAGAAAGUUCUGUUAGUACCUUGUUAACUUAAUGUUAUAAUACUUUGCCUUUUGGAAGCUGUUUAAAUCAUUUUAAGCUGUUUAAACUGUCAUUUCGUUCAAUUAAAAGUCAUGCACACUGUG